AUGGCACAAUCAGGAUCUACUGGCGUGCCUGGUCCUGCCGGGCGCAGGCUCCAUAUCGCCCAUCGACGCAGCCCGUCUGAGCUGACCCCAUUGAUGAUGGAACAACUUGCUCUUCAGCAACAAAUCGAACUGCUCCAACAGCAACAGCAGCAGAUUGCUGCCACUCAUCAGCAAUAUGUGAACAUGGGCAUGAUCCAGCAGCCCUUACAGAACAUGCCGGGAUAUUCGCCCAUCCAAGGCCAACCCAACAUGUCUGGCAUCUCGCCCAAUAAUACAAACUUUCAGUUCCCGCAAAUGCAGCAACAAAUGGGACUACCGGGAAAUCCCCCAACGCAGCCUGCUGCUCAUCGAAGAAAUAACUCAGCUCUGCCAGGCAUGGGCAUGGGUCCCCCACCUGCACCUUCGGCUGGUACUGCUGGUGCCAGCUACGGGGAGUUCAAUCAACAAGCUUCCUCCCAAAACCGUGAGAAUGCCAGCAAUCGAGGAAGAGGAGGCGGAAACCAGGGCGGUCAUGCUCGACGUCACUCGCUAGCACUUCCCGAAGCGAAGAAGGCUGCAGAAUUGGCAGAAAAGAAAAGAACUGCCGCAGGGUUCCAGUUCCCGAUUCCUGGCGGCGCUGGUAUCGCUGAGAGCCCUGUUGCUGCCACUCCUGCCGACGACAAACUACAAACACCAACUUCCUCCCAAGGCCUUGGGCUACAACGUGCUGGUAACGCCAGAGGUGUUGGCCACAGUCGCAGCCAAAGCAUGGCUGCUGGCGGCACUCGUGGUGGUGGUACUGGCGGUCGUUCGGCCUUUCAGUUCCCUCCUCCAAAUGCCACUAACGACGCCGGUCAGGCUGGUCAACCUGAUUUGCAGCGCCGCGGAAGCCAGAGCAGUCACACAAGACAAGGCUCUCGAAACUUUGAGGGCAAUUGGCGUCAGCAAAACAACCAGCCAUCGGCCGAUCAACCACAACAACAGAUGGGACAAUUCAGCCAACCUGCAGGCGUUGGUGGGGCCGGCUUCCAACCAGGCCAUAGAGCUGGCAGGGGCUCAAUCAAUCAGUCUGUCGGCUCCAUGAGCGGCUUCCAGUAUCCCGGCCAGCCACAAAUGAUGCAAAUGGGGCAGGGAGGAAUGAUAAUGCCUCAAAUGUUCGCUGGUCAGCAAUUGAACGCUCUUCAAAUAGCACAACUCCAAGCCAUGCAGGGUGCCCAGCUUGGAGGACUUCAGGCUAGCCAGCAUGCUCCGCAGCUAGGCAUGCAACAGUCACAACAGCAGAGAAAGACCUUGUUUACACCUUAUCUACCUCAAGCAACAUUGCCUGCCCUUUUGAACGACGGUCAACUGGUGGCAGGUAUUCUUCGUGUCAACAAGAAGAAUAGGUCGGAUGCAUAUGUUACUACCAGUGAUCUCGAUGCGGAUAUUUUCAUUUGCGGUAGCAAGGAUCGGAAUCGAGCUCUCGAGGGUGAUCUAGUCGCAAUCGAAUUAUUGGACGUAGAUGAAGUCUGGGGCCAGAAGCGUGAAAAGGAAGAAAAGAAGAAGCGCAAGGAUAUAACAGAUACUCGCUCUUCCGGCAAUACUCAGAAUGGCAAGAACGAUACUUCCUCAUCCACCGAAAACCAAUCCAUCGCACCAGAUGGUAGCAUCCGUCGACGUGGAAGUUUACGUCAACGACCAACGCAAAAGAAGAACGAUGAUGUUGAGGUCGAGGGCCAGAGCCUCCUGUUGAUGGAAGAGGAAGAGAUCAGUGAUGAACAGAAGCCACUCUACGCUGGUCACGUUGUUGCCGUCAUCGAACGUGUGGCAGGCCAAAUGUUUUCUGGUACCCUUGGCCUCCUGCGACCAAGCAGUCAAGCUACAAAGGAGAAGCAGGAAGCCGAGCGGCACGCCCGUGAUGGAGGAGGUCAUGGACGAUCUGAGUCUCGUCCACAAGACAAGCCAAAGAUUGUUUGGUUCAAGCCAACCGACAAGCGUGUUCCUCUCAUUGCCAUUCCUACAGAGCAAGCUCCUCGAGACUUUGUCGAGAAGCAUCAAGACUACGCAAACAGGAUCUUCGUUGCUUGCAUCAAGCGCUGGCCGAUCACCUCGCUGCAUCCAUUCGGAACUCUGGUUGAGCAACUCGGAGAGAUGGGUGACCUGCGUGUUGAGACCGAUGCACUUCUCCGAGACAACAACUUUGGAUCCGACGAGUUCUCUGAUGCUGUUCACAAGAGUGUCGGUUGGGAUGACUGGUCCCUGAAGACCGAGUCCGAGGAAAGUCUGGCUACCCGUCGUGAUCUUCGUGGCGAGCGCACUUUCACAAUCGAUCCCAAUGGUACCAACGAGCUUGAUGACGCCAUUCAUGUCAAGAACCUCGGCGACGGAACCGUUGAGCUUGGUGUCCACGUAACGGACAUUGCACAUUUCGUCAAGACCAAUUCUCUCGUCGAUAGAGAGGCUAAGAAACGAGGCACUGGGGUUUACCUCAUGACUCGUGCUGUCAACAUGCUACCGGCCAAAUUGUCUUCUGGAGUCUGUUCACUCGCUCCAGGAGAGGGUCGAUUGACCGUCAGUGUCAUCCUCAAGGUCGACAUCAAGACUGGAAAGGUGGAAGGCGAGCCUUGGAUCGGAAAGACAAUCAUUCAAAGCUCUGGUAAAUUGGCCUAUGAUGAGGUCGAUGCCGUUGUUAAGGGUGAUGGCAAUGUUGAUCUGCACGGUGCUACAAUCGACGAUAUCAAGACCCUAUACACUAUUGCCAACAAAUUUAGGGAAGCUCGAUUCGGCCACCGAUCCGCAAACAUUGAACCUCUUCGUUUGCUUUAUCAGCUUGAUGAUGAGAACGUUCCCGUCGAACACAAUAUCUUCAAUACAUCCGCCGCGCAUGAGAUCAUUGAAGAGAUCAGCUGCAAAGCCAACUUUUUGGUCGCCCAAAAGAUUUUCGCUGCGAUGCCUGACAAAGCCUUCCUCCGCCGCCAGGCUUCUCCAAAUCCAAGACGCCUUCUAACAUUCGCAGACCGAAUGACCCGGGCUGGCUACGAGAUUGACACCAGUAGCAGUGGAACUUUGCAAGAUAGCCUCUUCAAGGUUGAGGAUCCUGAUUACCGCAAAGGCAUGGAGACUCUGUUGGUGAAGACUUUGCAACGCGCCAAGUACUACAUUGGUAACCAGCUGACCGAAGAGCAACGUCAACAUUACGCUUUGAAUCUGCCGAUUUAUUGCCAUUUCACAAACCCCACCCGCCGUUACUCUGAUAUUGUGGUUCAUCGACAAUUGGAAGCCGCUCUUUCUGAUGGCGCAAUCGAAUUUAGUGAAGAUCUCGAGUCUCUGGCCAAGACUUCCGAACAAUGCAACAACAAGAAAGACUCGGCCCAUGCGGCCCAGGAACAAAGUGUUCACAUUGAGUCCUGUCGACUGAUGGAUAAGAAGAGCAAGGAGUUGGGUGGCGACCUUGUCAGUGAAGGCAUCAUCAUCUGUGUCUACGAAUCUGCAUUCGAUGUGCUUAUUCCUGAAUAUGGCUUCGAAAAGCGUGUUCAUUGCGAUCAGCUACCUCUUAAGAAGGCCGAAUUUCGCAAGGAGGAAAGAGUUCUUGAGCUUUACUGGGAGAAGGGUGUCCCAUCGUCGGCAUACGUUCCAGAAGAUGAACGCCCUCGUGGUUCGGCCAGCACCAGAGGCAGCAACAACAACACACGUGAUUCCGAGAAUGCCAAGGAGCGUGCAAAGGAGCGCUAUGAAGCUCAGAGGAAGAAUGUUGAUAGCAACACCAUCUCCACUGAUGAUGUGGAUGCUUUAUACGACGAUGACAGUGCUUCUGAGAUUACCGAGAUGGCAGCAGGUGUUUCGCUCAAUUCUCCGGUGGAUCGCUCAACUCAAAGCAUGCCGCCAUCGCCAACCCGAAAUGGCUUGUCGUCCAACGGACCAACACGGACUCAAUCCGACUCUCGUAUUGCAAAGUCUGGCAGUGACAUCCCAGAAAACCAAUUGACAGACAAGGAGAAGUACCGCAGCUACUUCAAACUGAGAGAAGAAGGUGGGGAGUAUAUUCAAGACGUCACCGAAAUGACAAGAGUACCGGUCAUCCUCAAGACGGAUUUGACCAAGAGUCCUCCGUAA
Messenger RNA from Exophiala aquamarina CBS 119918, 4071 nucleotides. RefSeq lists its product as uncharacterized. The transcript has a single exon. Gene Ontology annotation, cellular component: exosome (RNase complex); P-body. Gene Ontology annotation, molecular function: 3'-5'-RNA exonuclease activity; RNA binding. The record is from RefSeq and is a predicted model, not a curated record. Gene Ontology annotation, biological process: mRNA catabolic process. The coding region runs from base 1 to 4071 and encodes 1356 amino acids. Lineage: Eukaryota; Fungi; Ascomycota; Eurotiomycetes; Chaetothyriales; Herpotrichiellaceae.